Messenger RNA from Malassezia vespertilionis, 435 nucleotides. RefSeq lists its product as uncharacterized. NCBI's taxonomy places the organism in Eukaryota, Fungi, Basidiomycota, Malasseziomycetes, Malasseziales, Malasseziaceae. The record is from RefSeq and is a predicted model, not a curated record. The transcript has a single exon. Bases 1 to 435 code for a protein of 144 amino acids.
AUGUCGCGCGCACUGCUGCGUCUCGAUACUGGCACGCGCGCUUCCAGCUCGGUAUGUUCGCCGCUGCCGCUGGCAUCGGCACAGUGUGGAAAUGCGCGGAUUCGGAUCUCGAAACUACAGCCGUCGCGCAUGCGGCGCGAGCCCCAUGAGCCUGUGCCUGGCAGACGAUACAGCGAACCGAUCGCAGAGCGUGCGCUGAUGGAGCACAAGCGAACUGCCCCAAGCGCAGACGCUGCAAUGCGCGCACAGGGCAAACCUGGCUCACAAACGGCCGCGCGGCCCAUCACGAUGCACUCGGAAGCGAUGCUCGGCACGCAGGCAGUGCCGAGCUUGCAUGGGUCGGCUCGAUCUUCGCGCUCCAUGCGCACGUCGAGUUCGUCCAGUGUGUACUCCAACGGCCCUAUCGUUUCCGCCGAUCACGUAUAUAGCUCGUAG